CCAUUUGUAUGUUUUCCUUUGAAUGAGGAGAUUAGCCAGUGGAAUGUUAAUAGCCACCAAAAAUACAAUAAGGAAAAGAGAAAAAAUGUUGUGUAUAGUGGCUUGGAGGUUCGUAUGGUGCCCAAUUUUUUUUGCAUCUUUUUUAGCAGCGGGAGCUGCUUUCUCUGGAAUAUUUAAUGCUUUUAGUGACUUUGAGCAGUUCCAGUUCACCCGGAGCCAUGCACCAGAGCUAGGAAAAGCCACUCUUCACCCUAACUUGUACUUUAGCCAAGAUGAUGUACCGCUGUUGAGACAAAGGUCAACCACAAGUCAUAACCACGUUUUUAAAGUCAUCCGGGCAGCAGUGUUGACUAUGCUCUCCUCAAGGCCGCUUUACAUGCCUCCAGCAAAGCACAGCGAGUUCACAAACAAUUGGAAUGAGAUUUAUGGCAACAACCUCCCACCUCUGGCUCUCUACUGUUUGCUGUAUCCUGAAGACACUGCUACCUUACAAUUUCUGUUUAAGUUUAUGGACAGAAUGUCAGAAUAUCCAGACUGGAAAGUAACCAGUGCACCUAAUGAAGAAGUGCCGACAGCUCAUUCACUCAGCGGAUUUGCUACUGCUUUUGACUUCAUCUACUCGUUUCUGGAUGAACAACGCCGGGAGCUCUAUUUGAAGAGAAUACGUUCUGAAACCGAAGAACUCUACACGAUGUCAGAGUACAGGGGAUGGGGGAAACACUUUUUACAAAAUCAUCAAACCACCAAUAUUGUAGCUAUUUUGACGGGUGCAAUAGUUCUGGGUGCACAUGACACAAAGUCGAUGACUUGGAAACAGGUGUCUGUAAAUUACAUGGAAAAGACAAUGUUUUUGUUGAACCAUGUUGUUGAUGGCUCUUUGGACGAGGGAGUGGCAUUUGGUAGUUACACAGCAAAAUCUAUCACACAGUAUGUUUUUCUAGCCCAGCGCCACUUCAACAUAGACAACACAAAGAACAACUGGCUUCGAAAUCAUUUCUGGUUUUAUUAUGCCACUUUGCUGCCAGGCUUUCAGAGAACGGUUGGCAUAGGGGACUCAAACUACAACUGGUUCUAUGGACCAGAGAGCCAAUUAGUUUUUUUAGAUUCUUUUGUGAUUAAGAAUGGGUCAGGAAACUGGCUAGCACAGCAGAUAAGGAAGCAUAGACCCAAAGAUGGUCCUUUAGGUCAGUCCUUUGCCCAGCGCUGGGCAACCCUUCAUACAGAGUUUAUCUGGUAUAAUGCCGGACUUAUACCACAGCCCCCUGUUGGGAACAGUCAGGCUAAGAUGCACAUAUUCUCAGACUGGGGUGUGGUGACUUACGGGGCCGGUUUACCUAUGGUUCAAGGGAAUACCUUUGUCUCGUUUAAAUCUGGAAAGCUGGGUGGUCGGGCAGUAUUUGACAUCGUCCAUACCAAAGCUUACUCGUGGGUGGAUGGCUGGAAUAGCUUUAACCCUGGUCAUGAGCAUCCGGACCAAAACUCAUUUACUUUUGCUCCUAAUGGACAAGUAUUUGUUUCUGAGGCUUUAUAUGGCCCCAAAUACAGCUACUUAAACAACGUGUUGGUGUUCAGCCCCUCUCCAACAAGCCAAUGUAAUGCUCCUUGGGAAGGGCAGCUUGGGGAGUGUGCUAAGUGGCUGCGAUGGACUGACAAAGGUGUCGGAGACUGUGCAGGAGAGGUAAUCACUGCCUCCGCACACAGAGACACUAUGUUUGUGAGUGGGGAGGCGGUAGCGGCAUAUUCCACAGCUAUGAAAUUAAGGAGUGUGUACCGAGCACUGGUUCUUCUGAACUCACAGACUCUUCUGGUAGUCGACCAUGUUGAGAAAAGGGAGGACUCACCAGUGAACAAUGUCAGUGCAUUUUUUCACAACCUGGACAUUGACUUUAAAUAUGUCCCCCAUAGGUUUAAAGACAUAUAUAAUGGGGCAUUGAUGGAUGUCUGGGAUGCUCACUACAAAAUGUUUUGGUUCGAUGAUCAGGGCUACAGCCCCAAUACACAGAUACAGGAGGUAGAGCAGGCGGCGGAGUUCAAAAAGAGAUGGACACAGUUUAUCAACGUCACCUUUCCUUUCACAGGUUCAGUUGUUAGAAUGGCUUAUGUAAUGCAUGGGCCUUACAUUAAGGUUUCCAACUGCAGGGUCAUUGAAAACAGUAAGAAUGGAAUCAAACUUUCCAUCAUCAUAAACAAUACUGAGAAAAUAGUCUCUAUAGUAACCAAUCACAAAGACAUUGGGGCCCGUUCAGGCUAUCUGGGAUUUGGGGGCUAUGCUAAGAUCGAAGACCAACAUCACACUAUCCGUUUUGGCUUGGGGGCGCAUCUUGUCAAAAAACAGACAACGCUACACAAUCAUCUGUUUGACUAAGGAUUUAUGGUAAAUGUUUUAGCCGGGGUAAUACUGUUUGUGGCCAUUGUAAUUCUGACCCUGCAGCGCAAAAUGUAUGUUUGCUUUAGUAGACUGUUGCGCUACGCUCUGCUCUCUGUGUUGCUGCUGUGGACCAGCGAGCUGCUGUUUGUGUCAAACAGCUGUGACCAGCUCCUGUGUCGGGUGAAGUGGCGAGGAUCCACCACUGACCCUAAACUCGGCAAGCAAAUGAACCUCCUUCUACCCACCGUAGUGAUAACAACCCUACCUGGCUCUGGAUCAGACAUACUGAAGCAGCUUUUUUACAACAAUACAGACUUUGUCUACUUAAGCAUUCCUACAGAACACUUGGAUAUACCAGAAACAGAGUUUGAAUUUGACUCUUUAGUAGAUGCUUGUGAAUGGACUCGGUCAGAAGCCGAGCAUGGGCGUUUUAAAAUGAUUCAGGCCUGGCUACAUUCACUGGUCCACAACACCCACGUAUUCUUGCAAAAUAUUCCACUCUAUGAAAGCAGCCAUAUCAAACAGACCCCGAGAGUUAAUCUCCCUCACAAGAGGAAAAGGCUGAGAAGAAGAGAGUCAGUGGCUGAAAUAAAAGGACGUGCGCGAGCUGCUUUGGACAGAGACAUUGAGUAUGUGAGAGAGCUGAGGAAACACACGGCAGAACACCCAAAUGCCUGUGUUGUUCUGAAUCUGUGCAGUGGCAGUUGGGCUCUUAAACUGCCCUUUGUCCAAGAAGUUGUUGGCACUUCUCUUAGGGCCAUCCAUAUCAUCAGGGACCCUCGAGCAUGGAUCUACAUGAUGCUAUAUAACAGCAAACCUAGCCUCUAUGCCCUUAAAAACAUCCAACAGCACCUAGCUCUUAUGUUUCAACAAGACAUGCUUGGAGACAAAUGUACAAAGUUUGCGGCUGAAUUUAGGAUGCUGUGGCGCCUCACAUCGCGUUCAGAGACCAAUCCUGUAUUGUUGCUGGCCCAUCUGUGGCUUGCUCACACCACUGCUGUUCUAAGAGUUACAGCGACCUUACCUGAGGAUUCCUAUCUCCAAGUCAGGUUUGAGGAUGUUGUAAAUUAUCCGCAAGACACAGCUCAGAAAAUACACUCCUUCUUAGGGAUCCCUGUGUCACCCUCAGCUUUAAACCAGCUUGAGUUCACCACAUCCACAAACUUGUAUAACUUAAUGUAUGAGGGCGAAAUAUCACCAGACAAAAUUAACAUAUGGAGUAAAAAUUUGCCAAGGAGAGAUAUUAGACUCAUUGAGGACACAUGUGGGUUCCUGAUGAAACAACUUGGGUAUCAAAGAUUCCCUGAUGAUUAGCUGCAGGCCAGCUGUUGUUGUGGGUUUAAAAAAGUUUUUUUGUGUUGAAUGUAGAAUUGAUUUGAAUUGCAAAUUAGGGUAAUUACAAAUUAUAGGCAAAUUACAGUACGAUUGUUAGAGCUGCACAAUUAAUCGUCAAACACCCACACGAUCCGCGUGCUGCCGUUAUAGCAGAGAAAGCAGUUUUGAACGCAGACAAAUCAGAGUGCGCGCUUAUAGCUAUCAUUACGGCAAUAUCAGGUCAAUGAAAGAGUGUGCUGCACUUAUUACUGUUAUUUACUAUAAUAGAGAAGCUGCACUAUCAGAGUGCUUUCAUCAAGUUGACCAGCAAGUUUUGAGGAAACAGCAUAACAAAAUGUCAUGUUUUCAUCUUAUUUUUACUGUUUAUAGGUUAGAAUAGGCAUGUUCUAUCGAUUGUAUCUUUCUUUAAAGAGAUCUCCAAGCAAUCUGUAUAUGAAACAUAAUGACAAGGUUAUUUGCAUAUAAUGACAUUAGCAAAUUGAUAAAUCUUUCUUUCUCUCAGACCUCUAAUUGAAAAUGUCACCUUAUCAAUUUGUUCUUCUGUAGCAAAAUUUAAUAAAUAUACAUGUAACUUUAAUGCACUAAUUCUGUUUAGGAGGUUUAACUUUUGCAGUUGAAGUAUUAUGAAAAUUAUGAAAAUUAGCAUGGUUUUAAUGUAGCUACGGUAUUGGUUGUAAAAUUACAGUAAGCACUAAUGUACCAUUUUCUCAUUAUAGUAACUAUAGUGGUACAACCAUAAAUAAUUUUCAAGCAAAGACCUAAAAAAGAGAAAGAAAAAGAUAUUCAUCUCACAGGGACCUUAAUAUUUUGUCAGAACCUCUAGUAUAUUACAUUAUUUUUAGCUGUCAGAAUAGUAGGAGAAUCGUGAUGUCUAUUUGAGACAAAAGAAUUGUGAUUUUUAAUUUAUCCAGAAUCGUGCAGCUCUAAUGGUUGUAUUUGUUAACAACUAAUUAAUGCAUCGAGUAACAUGAACUAACCAUGUAGAUUUCUCAGCUUUUAUUUAUGUUAGUGUUUGUUCAUUUCAAUGUUAACUAAUACAUUUAUAAAAAAAAUUAAAAUAUGACAAUUUAGUUAAUGCACUAUGAACUAACAUGAACAAUUGAAUUGAGAUAAACCAACAUAAACAAGAAUGAAUAAAUGCUGAAAAACUAUAUUGCUCAUUGUUCGUUCAUGUUAGUUAAUGCAUUUACUAAAGAAUUAGCCAAAUUAUAUCAAAAUGCCUUCAAGAAUGCUUUGCCUUUUCUUUCUUUAAUGUCUUAUGUGUCCAUUUUGUCUUGUUUUCCUCUGUUAUUUCUUUCCAACAAAGCCCUCACAAGCACUCUUUUUUUAGUGGUGCACCGAAAUGAAAAUUCAGGAUGCACUUGGCCGAAAACCGUAACCGAAAAUGACUUUUAAAAAACUUAUAAAAAUAGUUUUUAUAUAAUUGUAUUAAUUACACACACUAAAACCACAAAAAAAUUAAAAGAACAUAUUUUAAAAUAGUACUAAACAUAUUAUUUUUCCUUGGUCAUUUCAACAAUCAACUAUAAAAAAAAUUACCAAUCAUCUAAACAUUGUAGUUUUACAAUUAUUAUAUGCAUAACAGUAGUCAAGUUGCAGUCAAACUCAGCAGCUCUUGCUAAUGCAAGAACUUUAUAUAUGGUGCACAAUCAUUUUAACGAGAACAACAGGCAGACCACAGAGGGGCAGUGUGUCUGUUCAUGUAAACAGGCUUAAAAGGAGCUUCAGUGAUAACAACACCUGCCGGAUGACAGUUCUCAUGUAAUACAUCAUCAGUUACUGAAAGAUCGUUCCGCUGAUCAUGUAUAUUUGAAGAGUGUUAUGUUUAAAGCUGAUUGGCUUUAAAACGUGCACAAGUCAAUGCAUCACACAGAGCUUGCGGGUCAUUUUCUGUCAGCUGGUUUUGAGCUUUUAUUGAUAUUUGUAUUUGUUUUAGCCUUUGUUAUGGCGCACUUACAUGAUCAUCCUUUUAUAACAGACAGAGUGAAAGCGAGCACUGAAGGGAGAAGAGGGGGUGCUAGAUAUUUCAGCUUUUAUUUCUGCCUAUUUUUUUUCUUCAAAAAUGCAUUCAGUUGUGUAAAAUAUAAUUGGAUUUUACAGCAUUAAAAUGAAAAACAUGCACUAUAUCUGUCUAUAUAUAUUAAAAGUGACAGUUCACCCAAAAAUGAAAAUUCUGUCAUUUACCCUCGUUUCAAACCUGUAUGACUUUCUAAUCCUCUGUAGAACACAAAAGAUAUUUUGAAGAAUGGUGAAAACCGAGCAACGGUGGUAAGCUUUAUCUUGCAUUGGUUUUGUGUCUAUACAAUAGAAGUCAAUGGGUACUGCCUUUGUUCGGAGUAAAUGAUGACAAAAUUAAAAUGUUUGGGUGAACUAUCCUUUUAAUAAGCGAUUGACACAUCAAGGUUCUUUAUAUGAAAAUUGUCAUGUGUUCUUUAUUUAGUCCCUAUUAUGAAUUUAUGAUGUUGAUGUUGUAUGAUAGGAGAACAAAAUGCAUUGUUUAUUGUUGUCUGAUAUUUAAAAAAUUAAACAUUUUUGUCUA
Triplophysa rosa is the source of this 6242-nucleotide messenger RNA. RefSeq names its product dermatan-sulfate epimerase-like protein. Lineage: Eukaryota; Metazoa; Chordata; Actinopteri; Cypriniformes; Nemacheilidae. The transcript has a single exon. The record is from RefSeq and is a predicted model, not a curated record. Gene Ontology annotation, molecular function: chondroitin-glucuronate 5-epimerase activity; sulfotransferase activity.